Myodes glareolus (Bank vole) is the source of this 870-nucleotide messenger RNA. The record is from RefSeq and is a predicted model, not a curated record. NCBI's taxonomy places the organism in Eukaryota, Metazoa, Chordata, Mammalia, Rodentia, Cricetidae.
AUGAGUCCCGGGGAAAAGUUAGUCCUCCGACUGCGCAGACUGGAAAUAUGUAACACCGGCUUCGGCGGCAGCGGAGUGAACGGGACCGGCCGGGCCGCAGAGCUCGGGGCGGCGGGUGGGACUCGGACGUCUGACAGAGGAGGCGCGGGCCGGUGGGUCUGGGGCGUUCCGGGCUGGUGUAAAGAGGGUCCGGGUGCGAGGCCCGGCCCUGGACCGGGAUGCUGGAGGACCAGGGCGGAAGGCAUCCGGCGGACUCAGCGCCGUCGGCCGUCUCCCGGACACCCGGGUUCUCCGGGUGGCUGCUCGUCGCGGCGGGGCCGCUGGGCGGGAGGCGGGGUUGGCGCCCCUCACCUGGGGCGGAGUGGUGGCUUGGGCUCCCGCCACCUCCAACUGUGUGCCCUCCUGACAUUGCCGCCGCCCCCGCCGCCCGCUGCCGGGAUGUGGCCGCUGCGGGGUUCAUAGUCCCAGCCGCCCGAGUUCGGGGGGGGGGGGGGGGGUGGACAGGGUUAUUUUCUUUCCCACUUGAAAGCGUCUGUUGGAUCCCGUGUCAUUCCCUGGCUCUUCCCCCUUCCUCCGCCCCGCGCACUUUGCUCCGUUCCUGCUGGCGAUGCUUGUGGUUUUGCUGUCUGGGGUAGACUGUUUUUUAGGCAGAUCUCUACCUGCAAGAAAUGCCCUGCUUCAAAGUUGACCGCGUGGGCCGUGACAGACACCCAUCCACACCCCCGCGCUUGUUAUGGGUGCUCCGUGUCUUGAUAACUGAGUCCAAGUUUCUGAGACUGGGCUAGUACUUUGCUCUGAUCGCCAACGGUGCAAGGCUGGGCAGUGCGUCAGCAUGUGGAAAGGGGCCACUGGCCAUCGCGGGAGGUGGCC